AUGUCAACGCUCGUCUCUCUCAUCGAAAAGGAGCUUUCGGAACCAUACAUCGUCUACACGUAUCGCUACUUUGUCAAUCAAUGGCCCUCACUCUGCUUUUUCGCUUUUCACCCUUCCUCCACCGACGCUGUGGGCGUGAUCGUAUGCAAGCUCGACCGACACCUCAAAGGCGCGUUGCGUCUGAUGCGUGGGUACAUCGCCAUGAUCUCGGUCAAGCAUUGCUUUCGAGGUCAAGGCAUCGCAAAGAAGCUCGUGAAACGAGCGUUGCACGAGAUGGUCGAGAAAGGAGCGCAAGAAGUGGUGCUCGAGACCGAAGCGGAUAACACGGCAGCGUUGGGGCUGUAUGAAUCAUUGGGAUUCGUGAGGGAGAAACGGUUGCAUCGGUUCUAUCUGAACGGAAAGGAUUCUUUCAGGCUCGUCCUGCCCGUUCCAAAGAGUAUGCAGAGACCAAUAGCGCCAGGGAUAGAUUCGCCACCUCCAACAGAUCUCGUCCAACCACCGUUUCCACCAAGCUCGCCAUCAGCUCCGCCGACAAUCAACAACGAACAACAUCCGUUUGCCGAUACCCCAACCACCCACAGCAUACCUUGA
Molecule: messenger RNA, 591 nt
Organism: Mycosarcoma maydis (corn smut)
Lineage: Eukaryota; Fungi; Basidiomycota; Ustilaginomycetes; Ustilaginales
Product: peptide alpha-N-acetyltransferase MAK3
Exons: 1
Coding region: 1-591 (196 amino acids)
Biological process (GO): N-terminal peptidyl-methionine acetylation
Cellular component (GO): NatC complex
Molecular function (GO): protein-N-terminal amino-acid acetyltransferase activity
Source: RefSeq, a predicted model, not a curated record